Desarmillaria tabescens is the source of this 1460-nucleotide messenger RNA. RefSeq lists its product as uncharacterized. The coding region runs from base 133 to 1410 and encodes 425 amino acids. The transcript has 7 exons. The record is from RefSeq and is a predicted model, not a curated record. Lineage: Eukaryota; Fungi; Basidiomycota; Agaricomycetes; Agaricales; Physalacriaceae.
GCUACCGUAAGCUAUUUCUUGACUUGACUUCAUAGGAAAUGGAUACAAUUACUCAUAAAUUAGACGGAACAAAGGGGAAUUAAUUCUCCGAGUGCGAACACAGGCUCUGAAGACGAAUUUGAUCCCAAUAAUAUGGAAACAGUGUUUAUACAACAAGAAUCAAACCACUCUGAAUCUCCGAGGCUCCUAAACAGCUCCGUCUCUCCUCAAGUGACAGAGUCGAUAACUCAAAAUUUCAACCCGAAAAACACUGCUUUGGAUGAAGUGAAAGACUUUGACAUAAGUAAUAUACAGAACGACGUUGAUGAUCAACUGGAGGAUGUCCGACGAACAAAGAGAAUGCGCCAAAUUACACCUACCGCAGUGCAUUCCAGUGAGAAUAGCUCGCACAUCCUGUCCAAAGGAAAGAGGAAAGCUGCACCUCAGCCAUUGGGUGACAAAGAUUACCUGUCUCAGAUUGAGAAUGCCCACCUCAAGAAUGCCAUACAUUACACCAUACACCCACCACCCCCAGACGGGUUCUACGUCCCACGCGUCUUCAUAGCAGACACUUACGGUGGCAGCGCCUAUCAGUUUCUCCAAACACUCAAGACUCGCAAUAUCAAAUGUGUAUGGCCUAAAAAGUGCCUGAAUCCCCUCGUUGUGGACGCCCCUGGUGCCCCUGGGCUGAUGUUCGCCUCGAGGCUCGAAAUAGUGGAGAGCAAGCCCUGGCAUGUGUUUGGUGAACGGCAGGUCGAGAAGCAAACUCGCUGGGAGUACAUGGGAAAAUACGAGAGUGUUGUUUCGGGCCGUAUUGAAGCAGAGGAAUUCGCUGGACAGUCGGAAGAGGUGAAGACGCAAUGGGGAAAGCUCUUGCUGAGUAGUAAGAAGGCAGACGCGUAUGUUGCUAUGCGGGCAAGAAUUGCGCUGAAGAAGCAUGGUCUACGGAUCGACGAUGAUAGCGUGGAUAGGGAGAUGGAAGCUAUAACGAAGAAGAUGAGAAAGAGGCCAGUAUAUAAGGAGAUGACGAAGGACGAGAAACGGCAGUUGAUGAAGGAAAUCAAGGCUCGCAAGCCAUUGGCAAUCACUGCUGAAGAGAUCGUUGAUGCCUUUUGCAGCGGUGAUGAGCAUAUCAAAAUUCUGCGAAUGGAAUGUGUUGGUUAUGACCAUGUAUUUGUGAAGGACAUGCAAGAGAAGCUGCCGCACUGGAACCCGAAGUCUGAGGCUACGGGUCAAAAGACUGCAGGCAGGGUGCCCGAGUCAGAAACCGAGGAUGAUACUGGACCUACUCCUCUCCGUAGGACUCCAAGGCAGAGAAAGAGAUCUAUUCGUCUGCGAGAGUUGAUAAACGAGGAACAGGAAGAUGAAGAGGAGGGGGAACCAGAGGAUGAAGGCGAAAAUUCUGACGGAGAUUCCGAUUAUGAGUACUAACGGAUGAUUUUGGUGAGCGGCAUUUUGUUACAAGUACAUGUAUGUUGCUU